GUGCGCCUUGCAGCAGCGCCUGCCCUCUGCCGCCACCGCCUUUCUCUCCCCUCCUCCUUCGCUGGACUCGCAGGCCCAGGGGGACUGCCGCGGAGGGAGGCUGAGCGGCUGCACUGUGGGCAUGCCCGCUCCUCUCCCUUCCCCCUUCCCUUAGCAGCAACGUCACCGCAGCACCAGCGGCCGCGGCAGCCGCCUGGAGACUGGGGCUGGGAUUGCGCAGCCUCCCUGCAUUAGCAGCAAUGCCAUUGUAUUAGCAGAAAUCAGAUCUUAGGAAAUCGGCCCCGGCCCCCCCCGCCCCCCAACCUGUGUGGGCCGUGGAACAGUGCCUCAGCGGGAACUGUCAAGGCCAACAGCAAGAGGAGCGGAGGCCUCCGGGGGCCAGCUGAAGGCCGCUUGCUGAGGUGCCAAGAUCUCCUGAUGCAAUGUGUUCUGCCCCACUGGGCUCUGGGGGCAGUGUCUGGUGCCGUUGAUGCCCUUGUUCGAACUUUCCAGAAUGGAUAGUCCCCCAAAGCUGACGGGAGAGACCCUCAUCGUCCACCAUAUCCCCCUGGUGCACUGUCAAGUCCCAGACAGACAGUGCUGUGGAGGGGCAAGUGGCAGCAGUGGGAGCACAAGACCCAAUCCUUUCUGCCCACCCAAACUGGGCCUCACCCAGCCUGACCAAGACCUGGGACAAGCUGACUCCCUGCUCUACAGCAGUCUGCAUUCUGCUCCAGGGGGAUCCGCCCAGUCUACAGACAGCACCAAGAGUCGGAGUCGGGAUGGAAGAGGUUCUGGGGCCCCCAAACGGCACAAUCCCUUCUUGCUGCAGGAAGGUGUGGGGGAGCCAGGACUCGGUGACCUGUAUGAUGACAGCAUCAGUGACAGCACCACCCAGCAGUCCUUCCACCUGCACAGCACUAGCCAGCCCACCUUCCAUCUAGCCUCUUUCCAGCUGCCACCAUCUGGCCCCAGAGUGGGGAGGUCCUGGGGGGCAGCGCGCAGUCGGGCUGGUGUGGUGGAGGGCCAGGAACAGGAGCCAGCAGCGACCUCGGGCACCCAGCAGUGCAGCAGCAGCCACCGCUGCCGGCCAGAGCUGGAAGCAGAGACCAUGGAGCUGGAUGAGUGUGGGGGACCUGGUGGCAGUGGCAGUGCAGGGGCAGCCAGUGACACCUCGGGCUUCUCCUUUGACCAGGAGUGGAAGCUCAGCUCAGAUGAGUCUCCAAGGAACCCCAGCUGCCCGGGCCCAGGAGCCCAGCACUGCCGCUGCAGUAGCACGUCCAGUCAGUCUGAGGCAGCCGACCAGUCCAUGGGCUAUGUGAGCGACUCCUCCUGUAACAGCUCGGAUGGUGUGCUGGUCACCUUCAGCACUCUCUAUAAUAAGAUGCAUGGCAGUGCCCGCGCCAACCUCAACUCAGCUCCCCAGUCCUGCAGCGACUCCUCCUUCUGCAGCCACUCCGACCCUGGCGCUUUCUAUCUGGACCUGCAGCCCUCCCCUGCUGAGUCCAAGAUGUCCUGCGAGUCCCACCACCCUGAAAGCGGAGGAAGGGAAGGGGGCUACGGUUGUCCUCAUGCCUCAUCUCCUGAGCUGGAUGCCAACUGCAACUCCUACCGUCCGCACUGUGAGCCCUGCCCGGCUGUGGCUGACCUCACUGCCUGCUUCCAGAGUCAGGCCCGUCUUGUUGUGGCCACGCAGAAUUACUACAAACUUGUCACCUGUGACCUGUCCUCCCAGUCAUCCCCAAGCCCAGCCGGCUCUUCCAUCACCAGCUGCUCCGAGGAACACACCAAGAUAAGUCCCCCACCAGGCCCUGUGCCAGAGCCAGGCCCUGGCCAACCUUCAGAGUACUACCUGUUCCAGAAACCUGAAGUGCAGCCAGAGGAACCAGAGGCAGUGGGUUCCUCAGCAGACACAGCAGCUGCCACGAGUCCCACUGUGCUUGAGGGACAAGUGUACACGAACACAUCACCCCCUAACCUCAGCACCGGACGGCAGCGCUCCCGCAGCUAUGACCGCAGCCUGGAGCGCAGCCCUGCUGUCCGCCUGGGCUCCCUAGAACGCAUGCUCAGCUGCCCAGUCCGCUUGAGUGAGGGCCCUGCAGCCCUGGCCGGGCCUAGCUCCCCACCCAAGAGGGUCACUUCUUUCGCUGAACUGGCCAAAGGCCGGAAGAAGGCUGCUUGCUCUGGCUCUCCCCCGCUUCGCCUGAGUGUUGGGGAUUCCUCCCAGGAGUUCUCACCCAUCCAGGAAGCCCAGCAAGACAGGGCAGUGCCACUGGAAAAGGGCACUCCUCACUGUAGCCACAGUCUACCGCCUAUGCCCCUGGUACCAGCGAUAGACCUACUUGGUCCAGAACCCUGGUCCACCCAGAUCUGCCAGGGCCCCCAAGCCAGUCUGAUGCCACAUGUUGGCUUCAGAGCUGCUGAGCAAGGUGCCCUGGCUCCACCGAUGGAUCCAGUGCCUGCCGUGCCAGGGAACACAGCCAACAGCCACAGCCAGAGAGAUGCAAGAGCUAGAGCCGAUGGGGGUGGUGCUGAGAGCCGACCAGUCCUUCGCUACAGCAAGGAGCAGAGGCCAACCACACUGCCCAUCCAGCCCUUCGUGUUCCAGCACCACUUCCCCAAGCAGCUGGCCAAGACCCGGGCCCUGCACAGCCUCUCCCAGCUCUACAGCCUCUCAGGCUGCAACCGUGCCCAGCAGCCUGUCCCACCAGCUGGCCCUGCUGCUCAGGGCCCAGCCCCCGCUCCCCUCAGGGAGCCCCAGGCAUCUACACCCCGAACCAGUGGCCGAGGUGCCAGGAAAGCUGGGCCUGAGCCAGAGACCUCCCGGCCAUCACCCCUGGGCAGCUACUCCCCUGUCCGGAGUGCUGGCCCCUUUGGGCCCAGCACUGACUCCUCUGCCUCCACUUCGUGCUCCCCGCCUCCAGAGCAGGCCACAGCCCCAGAAAGCCUAGCCCCAUGGAGCCACCCCUGCCCUGCUGCCCAUGCCGCCCCCUCCCAGCUGCCACAGAAGGAGGAUCCAAAGACACUGACCUUGGCUGAGUACCGACUCCAUGGAACGGGAAGCUUGCCACCUCUGGGCUCCUGGAGAUCUGGCUUUAGCCGUGCAGAGAGCCUGGCCCGCGGAGGCGGUGAGGGCGGCAUGGCCUCCAGACCCAGUAACGCCAACCACCUCUCCCCUCAAGCCCUCAAGUGGCGGGAAUACAGGAGGAAGAACCCGCUAGGGCCACCUGCUCUAUCAGGGAGCCUAGACCGAAGGCCACAGGAAGCUCGGCUGGCCCGCAGGAACCCCAUCUUUGAGUUCCCUGGAUCUUUGGCAGCUGCAGGCCAUCUUGGCUGCCGGCUAAAUGGUCAGGUACUAAAGCCAUUACCACUGACCUGCCCUGACUUCCAAGACCCUUUUUCCUUGACAGAGAAGCCCCCAGCAGAGUUUUGUCUGUCACCAGAUGGCAACUCAGAGGCCAUUUCCAUUGACCUACUUCAGAAAAAAGGACUGAUAAAAGCUGUGAACACGGCUGUAGACCUUAUUGUGGCCCAUUUUGGCACAAGCCGGGAUCCUGGGGUAAAGGCAAAGCUGGGCAACAGUUCCGUGAGCCCCAAUGUUGGCCACCUGGUGCUGAAGUACUUAUGCCCCGCUGUGCGGGCUGUGCUGGAGGACGGGCUCAAGUCCUUUGUGCUCGACGUCAUCAUUGGCCAGCGCAAGAACAUGCCCUGGAGUGUGGUGGAGGCUUCCACCCAGCUAGGUCCAUCCACCAAGGUUCUGCACGGCCUCUACAACAAGGUCAGCCAGUUCCCAGAACUCACCAGUCACACCAUGCGCUUCGACGCUUUCAUCCUUGGCCUGCUCAACAUUCGGUCCCUGGAGUUCUGGUUUAAUCACCUCUAUAACCACGAAGACAUCAUCCAGACCCACUACCAGCCCUGGGGCUUCCUGAGUGCAGCUCACACCGUGUGCCCUGGGCUGUUCGAGGAGCUGCUGCUGCUGCUGCAACCCUUGGCCCUGCUGCCCUUCAGCCUGGACCUGCUCUUUCAGCACCGGCUGCUGCAGAGUGGGCAGCAGCAGCGGCAGCACAAGGAGCUGCUGCGGGAGUCCCAAGACCUGCUGCUGUCCGCCCACUCAACGUUGCAGCUGGCCCGGGAGCGGGGCCAGGAGGGCUCUGGAGACAUGGACCGAGCAGCGCCUGGGGAGCGAAUGAAGGGUGUGGGGGCCCCAGAAGGUGGAGAAGAGGAAGAGGAAGCAGAAGAGGUGGCAGAGGCAGCCAGGGGCUCUGGGCACAGCAAAUGGGCCCGAAGUGGGCAAGCUGGCUGGUGGUACCAGCUCAUGCAGAGUUCCCAAGUCUACAUUGAUGGCUCCAUGGAAGGUUCUAGGUUCCCUCGUAGUAGCAGCAGUAGUAGCAGUGACAAAAAGAAAGCAGGGGGAGCCGGGGGGCAUCCCCAGGUUCCACCUCCCCGGGAGGGAGUGGUAGAGGGAGCCGAGGCCUGCCCUGCCCCCGAAGAAGCCCUUGGCCGGGAGAGGGGCUGGCCAUUCUGGAUGGGGAGCCCCCCUGACUCUGUGCUGGCUGAACUGAGGCGCAGUCGAGAGAGGGAGGGGCCUGCUGCCCCGCCAGCAGAAAGUGAGGGAGCGGCCGCAGAGCCUUCCCCAGGCGGCAUCAAGUGGGGACAUCUGUUUGGUUCCCGAAAAGCCCAGCGAGAGGCCCGGCCCACAGCCAGGCUGCCUUCAGACUGGCUGAGCCUGGACAAGUCCAUGUUCCAGCUGGUGGCCCAGACAGUGGGUGUCCGACGGGAGCCAGAAACCAAGGAGAGCCCGCAGGAGCCACGCUCUCCAGGACUGCCUGCUAAGCCGCCAUGCGAGGUGCAGGCACUGUGCCACCAUCUGGCCACAGGCCCUGGACAGCUGAGCUUCCACAAGGGUGAUAUCCUACGGGUGCUGGGGCCAGCCGGCAGAGACUGGCUGCGCUGCAGCCGUGGUCCUGACACUGGCCUAGUUCCCCUGGCCUACGUGAUGUUGACCCCAACUCCAAGUCCAACCCCUGGAAACAGCCAAAACUGAGGCCCUGUGCAUGCUGCUGGCCUCAGGGACCCUCACCACCCCCCGGCUCCGAGCCCCAGAGCCCCUCACAAGUCCUUGGGCUUGGCUGCAGAGCAGACCGAGAGCUGGGGGCCACCUCGCCCUGUGCUGGCACCUGCUCCCCACGCUCAGUAUUACUUACUCCCCUGUGACUGUCCCAGUGACCUCAUUCCAGACCUCCCUCCAGGAAAGGAGGCGGGAAGGGACGCAACCCUGGGCUGCCAGGCUGAACCUGGCCCGGCUGGGCCCAGCCUUCCUUCUACGUAGACAAGCAGGUCCUUCUGUGGGAAGGUGGCCUGCAGGGCCACUGGCAGGGUUCUCCAGGCCAGGCAAUGAUGUGGAUGAUGAACAGUAUUGGGGCCAGACCCUUGGCACCCCCAGCUGUAAAUAGUCUGUAGCUGGCACGCCUGAUGGGCAGAAGAGGGAAGAGCAGCCCAGGCUUCUGUUUAUGUAUUUAUUUAUUUAUUUAUUACACCUAUUAAUAAAAAAGGUGCUCAGCCUC
Messenger RNA from Ochotona curzoniae (black-lipped pika), 5546 nucleotides. RefSeq names its product RUN and SH3 domain containing 2 (gene RUSC2). Gene Ontology annotation, cellular component: cytoplasmic vesicle. Gene Ontology annotation, molecular function: protein binding. Bases 470 to 5026 code for a protein of 1518 amino acids. The transcript has 12 exons. The record is from RefSeq and is a predicted model, not a curated record. NCBI's taxonomy places the organism in Eukaryota, Metazoa, Chordata, Mammalia, Lagomorpha, Ochotonidae.